GCUCCUCUUGUUUCAGAAAUCCCCGGCUCAAAAUGCUACUCUCGACCCAUCUGAAGUGGAAACAUUGAAUUUUCUGUUCAACAAAUGGAACAUGACCUCAACAGAAUUUUGGAACAUGAGUGGGGAUCCAUGCAGUGGACCUCCUAUUACGCAGAGUCAAUACGAUGAUAUUUAUUAUAAACAAGCUAUCAAAUGUAAUUGCACUUUCAAUGACAAUACCACCUGCCAUAUCACACAUAUGAAAGUACUAAAUUUGAACAAAACGGGAUUAAUUCCAAAGGAGCUCACAGCACUAACUUUUCUUAGUGAUUCGAGGCUUAAUAAAAAUUACUUCACUGGGCCUUUGCCUUUAUUUAUUGCAAAUUUAUCUCAAAUGCAGUUCAUUGACGUUGGCCACAAUGCAUUAUCCGGGACCAUUCCUAAGGAGCUUGGAAACCUUAAAGAGCUACUAAUGUUGGCUAUUGGUUCAAAUAACUUCUCUGGAACUCUCCCUCCAGAACUUGGAAAUCUACCCAAACUUGAGCUGAUUUUCAUAGACAGCAGUGGAGUGGGUGGUGAGAUCCCCUCAACGUUUGUUAAACUUAAAAACAUGCGAGAAAUGUUUUUAUCAGACACUCCACUCACAGGAAAGAUACCAGACUUCAUAGGGAACUGGACAAAGCUCAAACGACUGAGAAUUCAAGGGAACUCUUUUGAAGGUCCAAUACCAUCCACUUUCUCUCAAUUGAUCUCAAUGGAAUCUCUAGUUCUAAGGAACACAUUGAUCUCUGGUAGUAUUCCAUCUUAUAUUGAAGAAUACCGCAGUUUAGAAACACUGGAUUUGAGUUUCAACAACAUAACAGGAAGAAUUCCAAAUGCUUUGUUCAACAUGAACAAUCUCACUGCCUUGUUUCUUGGAAACAAUAGCUUCUAUGGUCCUCUUCCUGACGAAAAAAGUGAUAAGCUUCAAACCAUAGAUUUGUCAUACAAUGAGAUAUCAGGAGGCUUUCCUACAUGGAUUGAUCCAACUUUACGAUUGAAUUUAGUGGCUAAUAACUUUGUAUUUGACAACACAAACAAGACUAUUUUUGAAGGACUGGAUUGUCUUCAGAGGAACUUUCCAUGCAACACUUCACGCUAUACCAACGUCUCAAUCAAGUGUGGUGGACCAGAGGUGAUAAUGCCUGAUGGCAUGGUAUAUGAGGCUGAUAACUCAAUUAGUAGCACUGCAUCAACAUCAUUUCAUGAAAGCAGAUCAGAGAAAUGGGCUGUUAGCAAUGUGGGUUUGUAUGUUGACAAAAUUGCAAAUACCACAUCACAAGUUAAUGGCACUAACACCCCAGAGCUUUUCAAAACUUCAAGGAUAUCACCGGGCUCACUUAGAUACUAUGGCCUGGGUCUCCAGAAUGGACCUUAUAUUGUAAGUUUGCAAUUUGCAGAAAUGUUAUUUAAGGAUCCGAGCACACGAACUUGGGAGAGUACAGGAAGGCGUGUUUUUGAUAUUUAUAUUCAGGGAAUUCGACUAGAGAAGGACUUUGACAUAUCAAAAGAGGCAGGUGGGGUCCAGAGAGCAGUUGUGAGAAAAUUCCAUGCUACUGUGUCGAAGAACUAUCUUGAAAUUCAUUUGCUUUGGGCUGGUAAAGGUACUUGUUGCAUCCCAUUUGAAGGUUAUUACGGACCAUCCAUUUCGGCCCUCAGUGUUGUUUCAGCUUUGGAAAGAAUGCCACCUCCUCCAUCAGAGACAAGCAACACUGGGUUUAUUGCUGGUAUUGCGGUCGUAGCUGGUAUUCUAUGCUUUAUACUUGUAUGUGCAGUUUUUUACAUCCAAAGGAGAGGGUCUAAUGUCAAUGAAGAAAUAGAGCUUCUUGAGAUAGGCCCCAGACCGAACACCUUUAGUUAUGCAGAGUUGCGAACUGCAACAGGAAACUUCAAUCCUACAAAUAAGUUAGGCGAGGGUGGAUUUGGAGUUGUUUUCAAGGGCACUCUUCUUGAUGGGAGGGCAAUAGCUGUGAAGGAUCUUAUGGUUGCAUCUCAACAAGGGAAGAGGCAAUUUAUAGCAGAGAUUGCUACCAUAUCUGCGGUGCAGCAUCGCAACCUCGUGAAGUUGCAUGGAUUCUGCAUCAAAGAAAAUAAACGGCUCCUAGUUUAUGAAUAUCUUGAAAACAAGAGCCUCGAUCAUGCUCUCUUUGGGAAAAUUGAUUUACAUCUUGAUUGGCCAACCCGCUAUAAUAUAUGUUUGGGAACAGCGAGAGGGUUAGCUUAUCUUCAUGAGGAAUCAAGGCCGAGAAUUGUACACCGGGAUGUCAAGGCCAGCAAUAUUUUGCUUGAUGCAGAACUCUGCCCCAAGAUAUCAGAUUUUGGAUUGGCAAAGCUGUAUGAUGAUAAGAAAACCCACAUUAGUACCCGGGUUGCAGGCACCAUUGGCUAUCUGGCACCAGAGUAUGCAAUGCGUGGGCAUCUGACAGAGAAGGCUGAUGUUUUUGGAUUUGGCGUAGUUGCUCUAGAGAUCCUCAGUGGGAGACCAAACACUGACAACAGCUUGGAUGCGAAAAAGAUGUAUCUUCUUGAAUGGGCAUGGACUUUACAUGAAAACAACCAAAGUAUGGAUUUGGUUGAUCCAACAUUAACAGAAUUUGAUGAAAAUGAAGUCAAUCGAGUCAUGAGAGUGGCUCUCUUGUGCACCCAGGGAUCACCAAUGUUGCGGCCAACCAUGUCACGGGUUGUGGCAAUGCUUGUUGGAGACGUUGAAGUAAGUGCAGUUACAUCAAAACCCAACUAUUUAACAGAUUGGCAUUACAAUGAUAUUACAAACAGCUUUUUGAGCGAAAAUACUCAAACAUCUACUGCUUCAACAAGUAUGACAGACCAAGUGUCGUCCCCUGUACUUCACAUUGAACCAAUUCUCCAUUGAGUCAUUAGAGGAGGGAGGUAAUGCAUUUUUGUCCAUGCUAUAAUAUUGUAUCAUUGUCAUUGGGAGCUCCAUUUGCCUUGUGUAGUUCUCUCCUAAGCCAUGAAUUUUCUCCUGGAAAUUCCUAGUUCUUGCAUUGGUAUCAUAUAUAUAUAGAAAGAGAUUUCGGAAUGAGUAUGAAGCAUUUUCAGCCUUCAAACGACUGGGAGGUUUUAAUUUUUGGUAAGUUACUUGUAUGAUAUAAGUCUGGGAGAACAAACUGAAGACCAAUUUUACUUAAAUUUAUGUUUAUGCUAAUUUUAUUUUAUAAAAAAUACAAAA
Molecule: messenger RNA, 3208 nt
Organism: Vitis riparia (riverbank grape)
Lineage: Eukaryota; Viridiplantae; Streptophyta; Magnoliopsida; Vitales; Vitaceae
Product: probable LRR receptor-like serine/threonine-protein kinase At1g56140
Exons: 23
Coding region: 92-2890 (932 amino acids)
Biological process (GO): protein phosphorylation
Molecular function (GO): ATP binding; protein kinase activity; protein binding
Source: RefSeq, a predicted model, not a curated record